Molecule: messenger RNA, 1263 nt
Organism: Protopolystoma xenopodis
Lineage: Eukaryota; Metazoa; Platyhelminthes; Monogenea; Polystomatidea; Polystomatidae
Source: the annotation of a GenBank genome assembly
AUGUCGUCCUGCUCGAUUCCGCUGCCUGAUCUGCCGGCCGGCUUUCCUUCCAACGAUUGCAAUUGCACCCAUCGCGUGGAUGAGUCGUUGCUACGGCGUGGACGACCCCUCGGUCCGGCGGCACAAGGCACCGUCAGACAUUCGCUGACCUCUUACCUCACGCCACUUGGGCCACUCGGUUCGUCUCUCCACUUUACGCCCUCGUUGCCGCCCGACCUUUGGCCCGGCCCACAUGCGCCCGCGGCCGACGGCCUCGUCUACGCCCCUGUCGUCGGCGACUCGGCCUCCAACCUGCUCGCCUCUUUUGCGUCCGGUAGAGCCGCAGUCGGCCCAAUCCCGUCGCGUUGCCCCCCGCCUCUUCUUCCCGCCCUCACCUCCUCCCCCGACUCGUCUCUGCCCUCCUGCCUCUCCCUGCCCCCCUUGGAAUUCUCCGCCCGCCUCGUACCUCCACUGCCCGGACUGCACAAGGACCGGUCAGUCUCGUCUUCGCUUCUGCCAUUUCAUCGUCUCUCCGUGGGCGCCAGCAACACUCGCUUUUGGCCGCCCACAGGCCCCCCCCACCUCGGCUUCGCCAGCCUGACUGGUCUUUCAGACGCCUCCCGAUUCUACACAGCCCCGUUGCUACCCAUCUCCAUCGGACCGCAUUCGGGCUCCGUGCCGGGCGAGGAGCUGUCGCGAUGCCAACUAGACGCGUCGGUUGCCAUGCCCGAUGCUGCGGCAACUGCAAUGAUGGCGCGAAUUCCUGAAGAGGUGUCCUGCAAUUUCAGCCUGCCCGACGCGGCUCCAAUGGCGUCUGGUUGCUACGGGCCCCGGGAACAGGGCUCGAGCGAGGCUGACGACAGGCCGAGUCUCUACUCGUCAGUCAGCGUGGCCGGGCUGGAGGCCAGUGGGACUCGGCCGGUCGAUGCGGCGCUGGACAACACCGUCCAACGGGACGGGGCGAGAAUACGGCCAUUGGACAGUCAUGACUCGACGAGAGAAUGGCUGAAUUGGAAGGAGGGACACUUUGGCUCAGUCACCGGUUUGGAGUCAAUCAAGGGCAGGGGCCAAGGAGACCAGAUCAAGUUGACGCUCGGAGAAGCAGAGUCUCGCAAUUAUGGUGAGUUGCGCUUUUUUAUGCGAAGAAAAGUUGGGUUUCGAGGAAUCUCUUGCUUCAUGAUUGUGGAGUUUACUUCCAUUUCAAGUGAAAGUGUUCCAUCUGAAGACGACGACGGAUUCCUCUCGACCAGCCGUCGAUUGGCUUUACUGGAACAUUCAUGCUGA